Messenger RNA from Hydra vulgaris (swiftwater hydra), 3525 nucleotides. RefSeq lists its product as uncharacterized. Lineage: Eukaryota; Metazoa; Cnidaria; Hydrozoa; Anthoathecata; Hydridae. Gene Ontology annotation, molecular function: 3'-5'-RNA exonuclease activity. The record is from RefSeq and is a predicted model, not a curated record.
GUGGACCUUCAUUAAACUACUGUGGCCAUUUACAACAAUCAAUUAUCUAUGCUCUUAAAAUACUUAAAAGUUUGUAGUAUAUUCCCCUGAUAUCUAAUUUUUUUCCCCUGGAUUAGAGCUUUUUAUGUUUUUGACAGCCAUUAUUAAAUUUGCUAUUAAAGUUUUUAUUGCAAAUUUUUUUUAGUAACCAAAUUAGUGUUAAAGAUAUGUUAUAUUUUUAUUUUUAUUCCAAAUCAUAGUCAUAACUACUUAUUAAAAGAAUGUCUGUACCAAAUCAUCCUAUCAAGAAAUAUGGUAUAGGCCUGCAGUACAUUAAUGAUAAUUUUUCAGCAAACCUUCCAUUGCCUUCCGGAAUUCCGGUAUUAAAGGGUCAUGUUAUGUUCACUUAUUAUUCCAAUGGGUCCAGUUUAAUUAAAACAUUUAAAGCACUGAAGAAAAAUACCAACUUCGUUUACAAACACAGAGUUAGAAAAGUAAUUAACAACUUUAAGGAAUUCAAAAAUAUAUCAACUGUUAAAAGAUUUCAGCGCUAUAAAUCUCUUUGUCAUGAGCCUUUUGAAAUUAAACCAGAUAUCAAGCAGUCUAAUAAAAUAAACUAUUCCCUUGUUCCUGUAAAUGUUGAACCUUCUACCACUAAUUGUGCAUCGUGUGUAUCUCUUAGAUUAAGGUUGCAUAAAGCCAUCAGUGAUAGAGUUUUUAUGAACAAAAAAAAUGCUGAACGUAUAAACAGUCUAAAAAGUCUGUUACAAAAACAAAAACAUAUGCGAGUUCUAAACCAAAAGCUGAAGCGAAAAGAGGUGCAGAUACUUAAGCUUAAAAAACAUAUGUAUGAUCCAGAAUACAGGUUGAGAAAAAUCAUUAAAAUGUUAAGAAAAAAAUGCAAUUAUUUAAUAAAUAAAGCAAAAAAAGCAAAACAUUUUCAAAUAGAAAUCAAUUCUGAGCUUCAAAAUGUUAAACAAUUGCAUCAACAACUUCAAGAAAAAGAAAAAUGUAUAACUACAUUGCAAAUAAAUAAUUCAAUCCUUGAAGAAAAUUUAUGUGAAAAAAAAACUUCUCCCCAAUGUUCAAAAAUAGAUCAUAAAUCAUACACAUUCAAAUUAAGGUUGUUUGUUUAUGAUGCAAUUGUUAAUCAAGUGCCAACAAAAAAUAUUCCAAUAAUAUUGGAGAAUUUUUCUCAAAGAUUUGGUUUUAAGUUUGAAUCAGUACCUUGUCGCAGUACAGUUGAAUUUAUGGUAAGGGAGUUAGGAAUAAUAACUGACUAUCAAGUAUCAGAAAAAUUAUUGUCUAAUAAAAAUGUUACACUUGGCUUUGAUUCCACCACACAAGAGGGUAUCCAUAUUAAUUCUAUACAUUUUACUACACAAUACGAGUGUUUUGUUAUGGCUGUUGACCAGUUAGCAGGUGGUACUGCUGUUGAUUACCAUCAACAUAUAAUUAAUACGGUAGAUCAUCUUGCUCUUGUUUCAUCAGAGUUUAACAGUACAAACUAUCAAGAAACUCGUAAAGCAAUGAUAAGUAAUAUUGUUAAUACAAUGACUGAUAGAGUAAAAGUAAAUCAUGCAACUAUUGAAUUGUUGAAUGAAUCGUGGGAUAAAUCAUUGAAUGAGCUUAAUUGUCAUCUACAUCCUUUAGAAACCAUAUCCACUAUGUGUUGUUUAACAUUAAAAAAAUUAGAAAAUGUUUCUGGAAAACUUUUUGGAAAUAAAUGCCUUGCAAGUAAAAUUAUUUUACAAAUGAACAAGAUGAGGUUUGUUAAUGGAAAAGGUGAUCCCAAAGGCUUUUCUUUAUUCUUAGAAUCUGAAGGUUUUCCACGUGGUUUGAUUUCAUGAUACCGUGGAAAUCGUCUGCAUAUCUUAUUUCACUUGGCGGGAGUUUAUUUUGCACAUCAUGAAACUUUUAAAAAAUUUUUAGCUACUGGUACAGUUAAAUGUGGUGGCUUACAAACAAGUUUACGGGAAGAUUUCUCAACUGACAUUGCCUUAUCAGAACUUCAAGUUCUUGGAAUUUUGGGUAAACUAUUCACUGGUCCUUGGAUGAAGAAAUUUUAUACCUCAGUAGAAAAUCAAGUUCAUCAUCUAUAUGGAGUUAAUAUAGUUCAAGCUGUUAUUAAUGUUUUAAAAAAUACUAUGGUCCCAUUAGAUUUGUUAACUUGUGCAAAUGACUUUUUUGGAGAAGAAUUACCAAAUAAUAGCCUGCUUCUUUCAUUAAGAAAAAAACCAUUGAAUGAAGAAAUGUUCUGUAGGCAAAUGUCUGCAUGUCUAACUUGCUGUGUGGAUGUUCUUCACAGACAAUAUAAACGUUAUUUCAAAAUAGAAAUAACAAAAGGUCUUUUGAUUGAAACAAGAUCUGCUAGAGUAAAUAACAUCGAUGCAGAGGAGGUUAUGGGCAUGUUUAGUGCUGCUAAAAAACGUUCCCCUAAUGCUACUUUGUGCUAUUUGUCAUCUCGAAUACGAGCACAAAAAAACAAUGUUCUUGCUUUUAUUGAUUCAUGCAAUGAAACAAAACAGGAACAAAUUAUAAAUUUUGCAAUUUCAUAUGGAAGAAAAAAAAGGCAGCAAAAUUGUAGUCAGUACUUAGAAUUGCGAAAAGAGAUGAUAAAAAGAGCAAACCAUAACAUAAGUAAAAAACAAAUUUCAGAUAGAAAAAAAUUAGAGAAAAAAGUGAAAAAUCUAACUAAGCAAAAUCUAAGUGUAGAAUUUCCUGAGCUUGAUCCAUUGACCAAACAAGAUAUUCUAGAUAUUUUAGAAGGUAAAGUAAUUGGUCGAAAGAUUUUACACACUUGGAGUGAUGGUGAUACUUGUCAGGAAACUAUUUACAAUGGAAAAAUUGAAAGAAUGAAAAGUAAAAAUAGCCCUUUGUAUGUCAUUGCUUACUGGACUUGCGAAGCUGAUUAUAAUCUGGCAGAAGAUUUUGACAUUUCGAAAUUUGCUUUAGCUGUAGAUUUCCUUAGCAAAGAUUUGGUAUUUGCUAACUAAUUGAUUGCUAAAUAAAAUUAUUUUUUAAAUAACAUUCUUUUUUUUCUUUCGUUGCUUAAUACUUAUACUUUUGUUAAAUUUUGUUAGCCGUUUUCCUUUGUAAGAUCAAAGUAAGAUUAGAGAUAUUAGUUGUAAUAAAUAAUAUCUUAUCUUUUCUUAUGAAAAAAUUAUAGGAAUACAAUUAGAGACGUUAGUUGUCUGAAAUAAGUGAGAUAAUAUUUUAUCUUCUAAAAACUACAGGGGAUGUAGCUAAAGGAUGAUUCACAUAUUAUAUAAUUUAGGAUAGGGAGGGGGUUACAUGUAUUAAUAUCCCUGUUUAUAGUGAAAGUGAUGGGAUUUUUUUUGGGGGAGAGAGAAUGGUAGGGGGGUUAGGUAUAAUGACAGUAAGUAUAAGUGUAAAAGGUUUUUUUUGUUUUUCUAGUUAUUAAAAAUCUAAACUUAAGGAGUUAUUUAAUACUUAAAUUGUUAAAGUUAAUUAUGAAAUAAAUUUUUUAUUGUUUGGGGAAAGAGCGUGGGUGGGUUGUGUUGUAUACUAAAUAGUUUUGCUUGA